This is a messenger RNA of Mya arenaria, 2686 nucleotides long. RefSeq lists its product as uncharacterized. Lineage: Eukaryota; Metazoa; Mollusca; Bivalvia; Myida; Myidae. Gene Ontology annotation, cellular component: cytoplasm; actin cytoskeleton. Gene Ontology annotation, biological process: actin filament polymerization. Gene Ontology annotation, molecular function: protein binding. Bases 101 to 1261 code for a protein of 386 amino acids. The record is from RefSeq and is a predicted model, not a curated record. The transcript has 3 exons.
UGGACGGAAGUAUCCAACCCGCCAUUUUGAAAAUUUGGUACCAUCUGUCAAAAUAGAAAUAUAACAAUUUUAGCGCCUUUUCAGGCGUGCUUUAGCCAAAAUGACUUACGAUUUACCGUGUAUGUCAUACAUGGCAAUGUACCUAAUAUCUGUACACAUAGUCAACAGUAAUUCCCGUAGUUCUGUGGGCGCAAAUCACUGGAGACUGAAUGUGGAAGAGGGCAAAGUUUUGAAAGCCGAUGAUGAUCUGUUGUUUGGAAAUAAUCACGAAGUUGAUGACGAUGCGAUGUUUAGAAUUAUCACGAAUCAACGUAUAGAGGAUGGACAGUGGCUUGUCGACAGUCAGACGGAGUGUACAAUGUGUCAGGAAAUGGCAAACAACAAGAAAAACAAUGACAGAUCAAUGCUGACAGCAGAGCAAGAGAGUCCAAAGAAUGAUCAAAAUAAAAAGGCAACCACUGGUAAAGAUUCAGUAACCAAAGGAAACAAAAAACUGCUGACAUGUGGUAAACCUGCAAAUUUUACUCAGUACGACCAUCUCAGAGGUAUUACCCAACGUGGAGAGCACCCUCAUAUUCCUGAACCGGAGGUGGCCAUCAUGUUCCGGAAAAAGGGGGCGAAAGCUUCAUCUGAUGUAGAUAUGACCGAACUCGAGUCCAGAUUGAAAAAACUUAAAAAGCAGACCCCAAGAACACCAUCAACAUACUCACAGAUCGGAAACUUCUGGCGAAUAAAAGGCAACACUCAGCUGUCCAUAGAAUGUUUUCGAAAAGCAUUGGCAAUCUCCCCAAACAGCCCUGAUGUAUUGUUAUACCUCGCAAGAAUCUUGUUCAACCUCCAGUUUUUAGAUGAUGCCAUAUUUCUAACUCGAAGAUCACUAGCAAUGCAACCAGAAAAUGAAAACUCCUGGCACCAACAUUUCACCCUCGGAGAAAUUCUGAAGGCUUACGGUCAUUACCAAGAGGCUAGUCUACAUUUUCAGCAGGCCUUGAGGCUAAACCCGGGUUUCCAACGCGCGGAAGCACAUUUACGAGAUAUGGAGGGUACACCCAAUCCUUCUAUGACUCAAUACACUCUCUUUAUAAUUCUGUUUCUCAUUAUGGGCGUGGUUUUUGGGGUAAUAACAUCGAUGGAGGCCAAUUAUGAGGAAACCACAGAAGGAAAACCUCAGCGUCAUUUCAAUCGAGCAAUGGCUAUGAGGUCCAUGAAACUUGGUAUAAACCCAAGACUUAUUAGAAUGAGAAAAAUGAACGGAGUGUAAUACUCUGUAUUGAUCAACAUGUAUAGGCUUAGUUUUAUAAACAAAAUUAUUGUGCUAUUGUUUGUUUUAAAUAAUGCUAGUCUUCCCCAUAUGAUGGAACCAUAUUGAUUAUAUGCUUAAAGUCUUUACAGUUUAUGAGAGCAAAAUACAUUUCAAGUGUAAUAAAUGGUUUAAAAUGCAGAAUAAGUAUAGUAAUAAGUAUAUUUUAGAUGACAGAAAACUUGUAAACAUCAUUCAAACAUUUUUUGCAUUGACACUUUUAGCCAAAACAGUAAUAUAUUAUACAGUUGUUAAGAUAUUUGUUUGGCCAAAUCUUCAUGAAAAGGACAUUUUUGAGUGAUUGUAACUAGCACUAGUCUGGGCUUACUGUAUGUGGAGUUGAAAAUAUCUUUGUUUUGUCGUAAUGCGUACUGUAACAUUGUUUAUGUACACAUGUAUAUUUUGGGCUUGUUGGUUAUAUUCUUAUAGCAAUAUAAGUAAAUAGCUUUGGGGCCUUUUAUAACAAAUCUUAAUUAGGGUGACUAAUCUUUUGUAAGGGAGUCAUUAUAGAAACUACCUCCAAUAAAUUUUUUAUUAACUUUGAAAUACAACAUAAUAUGUACUUGUGCAUAAUCGGCCAAAAAAGAAUUGUCAAGAAGUUUCAGGGUACAUUUCUAUAAGUAUGGUGUCUUUUACUACUGACUAGUAAUACAAUGUGCAUUAUUUUUAUAUCUAUUUACAUUUAACUGUGUUUCUGAUUAUUAGUUUUAUUCAAAAACAUAGAAUAUGUCUGAUCUUAAGUCCGAGUGAAAAAAAGCUGUACUGAAGGAUAAUUCUUUUGUUAAAUAACUUGCCAUUUUGGACAAUUUACUACCACUCUUAUCUGCAUUAAGGACUAUCAUUUUAUUUCUAUGAAACAGACUAUUGCUAUUCUUGAAUCGUCUAGAACUGACCAAAACAUUCAUUGGAAUAUUUUGAUUUGUGGUAGACAGUUAUAUUUCGGUGCCAGUCUGGAAGUCUUCCAAUUUCAUUUCUAAUCAUAAAAUGUACCUGUAUUUUUGUAAUCUACAUUGUCGAAUACCUGUGACUGAACCAUUCCAUUACUUUACAUUUAUUUAUGAAGAGUAACAGAAAGGGUCAGUCUUGGGUACUUUAUCCGAAAAUGAUAAUCUGUAGUGGGAUUCACUUGCUACAGAAUUUCAAGAGUUUGCUUCAAAAAUCAGUUUUGAGGAAGAAAUUUAUUAUAUGCAAUAAUUGAUGAUGUUUAAUGAUGAAAAUUGAUGUCUAGAAUUUGAAUUACAUUUUCAAUUUUUAUAUUUCAAAGUAAAGUACACUCACCAGUUGUUAAUUGUGCACAUGUGCUUUUUGGUGAUUCAUUUGGCCAUUGAUAUUAUUAAAGUUUGUUUCUUUACUGUAAUGAACAAUAAAUGUGCGUUAUUCAAAACA